AGUCUCUGACGGCAUUUCGUAGCGCGCAAACACUUUCUUCGCGUCGCGCUCCCCAUGACAUAUUUCCAAAUAAAAGGAAAAAGCUGUGAAAGUAAUAGUGGUUAAUUGUUUUUAAGUAAAACGAAUUUCUAUUGUGAUUAAAGCGCUUGGUUCCGUUGCGUACGAUAGUGUUUUUCGUUAAGUGACAAAUAAAAUCGUGCUCUUGUUAAUCUAAAAAUUGUUUAACCUAAAUGCGCAAAGCGAUUAUGAAAUAAGAAAGACAUUUGAAUUUUGUCUUUGUUUUCACAAGGGUUUUUCGAUUCACUCCUUUUCACGCAACUUGUCUGCGAAACCGCCUUAGUAGUUUCGCUUUCCGAAACGCAUUUAGGAUCGGUCUUGGGGUUGUGCGUAAUGUCUGAACCCACCCCAUUUUACUCGGCAAUGCUCCAGCACCGACCAACCCACUUUUACUAGCCACCACAUACAGCAGCAGUGGCAGCAACAACAGCGUCCUUUUAGCCGGCAAAGUCUUGGGAUUCUUUCUUUUUUUUUUUUGCUUUAAACAUUUCUCUUCGAAUGGCGUGAUACUUCAGUCCGUCCACCUAUAGCUUUUGUCUUCAAUCACGCACUAAAUUUAAGCACAAACUGAUGGUAGAAAAAAGUCUAGUGCCAUAACAAACUUGCCUUUCUGUUGCCUACUUUUUUGGGCCAUCGGCUUCAUUUCAUAUUAUUGCAGUUCAUGAGCAAACAUGCUAAUCGUGUUAUCGUAUGACAAUUGGUAAACACAAACACUGAGAGCGCCGAUAUAAUCAAGCAAAGUACACUAAUUAAAUAUAUAAUAAAUCACCAACGGAUCCUGGCAUAGAAUGAGCCAAACUUUUAAAACUUUAAUGCACGGCAACGAAGAAGUCAGAGACGGAGUUCCGUUCUCGGAGCAGCAGCAGUCGUCGGAGGAUGUACCGGACUCCACAGCGACAACAACGGCGACUUCAACAGCCGGCGAGCUUGGUGGCGGCCCAAGGGAUGGCGGCGAGGAUGAUUUCACCGAUGACAACAACUUCGAAUCGAAUUUGCGACGUCGCAAAGGCAAAAUAAUUUCCUGUGCCAAGGAGACCAUCGAGAAUGCUUCCCGCCAACUACGCCGCAAAGUGCCCUACGCAGGUCAUUUGAUGACUCCUCGUCGCCUUUGGCUCAAUAAAAUUCCCACACAAUGUGAUGUGGUUAUUGAAUUUCCUGAGGAUGCACCAGACGAAGCGCUACGCUGGCUCCUAGCCCGUAUCCGCUCGCAGCCGCCGGCUGGUCUGGGUCUAUUGGUCCAGGUCAAGGCGCACGAGAGUACGCGGCGAAACGCGUUCUAUGUCAGUGCUCCUGUUAAUGUACUGUUUAAAGCCGCUGAAGAAGCCCGCCUGCCAAAACGCCUGCGACCGGAUUUGGGCGGUGCUUUGAGGGAGUUCACCACCCGCGAGAGCCAUUGUUUCCAGCAGUUGCGCGGCGAUGUGGGAAGCACGGCACUAUUCACCUCCCAGGAGCGUCAGUGGCUGGUCCUCCAGGUGCUGCAGGGUCUGCGAGCCGGCUGCAGUGACAUCGAGGCCCUGCACGGCCGAGCGGCUGUCGCUGAGGGUCAGAGCAUCGUGGCCACCUGGCAGGAGUCCGGUCUGAUCACACAGGUCUUUCCGCUGCACGAGCCCAGUUCGCUGACGCAGCUCCAGACGCACUGGGUUAAGCAGAUAUUCGCACCGCAACCUCUGGAUGACAUUGCUGCCUAUUUUGGCGUUAAGGUUGCCUUGUACUUUGCCUGGCUAGGUCAUUACACCUGCGCCUUGGGAGUUCCGGCUGUGUUUGGCACAAUUCUCUACUGCAUUCUAUGGGGCAAGGGUCAAACGGCCCAGGACAUGGGCCAUGUGCUCUUCUCCCUGUUUAAUGUUGCCUGGGCUUCACUGUAUCUGGAAGCCUGGAAGCGCUAUUCCGUGGAGUUGGCCUUCAGAUGGGGCACUUUAUCAACGCCGCCAGAGCUUUUGGAACCACCUAGGCCGUUGUAUAAGGGUCCAUUGGAGGAGAACAAUGUGACGGGUCGUUUGGAGCCCAAGGAGGCGCCGGCAUGGCAGCGGCGAGCAUUUCGCUAUCUGGUCAGCUUUCCCAUAAUUGGAUGUUGUCUGUGUGUGGUCUUUGCUGUGAUGUUUCUCAUGUUGCGUUUCCAGGACUGGUGGGACUCCAAGUUGCCGGAGGAAAGUGUAUUAUGCUGCCUGAGUGUUAUACCGAAAGUUUUGCUGGCAGGAGCCAUUACCUUAAUGGACGAGGCCUAUUUUAAGUUGGCCGUUUGGUUGAACGACCGCGAAAACUACCGCCUGCAGUCGAAAUAUGAGAACCACUUGAUAGCUAAAGUGGCUCUUUUCCAGUUUGUCAAUUCCUUCCUAUCGCUUUUUUAUAUAGCUUUCUAUUUGAGGGAUGAGGAGAAACUUAAAGAGCAACUGGCUGGUCUGCUCAUCUCCCGCCAAAUCAUUGGAAAUCUACGAGAGUCUGCGAUUCCCUAUUUUCUUGAACAAUGGAAACUGGCCAAAUUGAGCUUCAAUAUGUGGGGUGCUCUUAGCCCUACCCAAAAUGUGACCCGCAGUCUAGCCGAGGAACUGGCCACUGCAGAAGCGGAACUAAAGGCGGAGUCCACUGGUACGCCCACCAAAUCCCAACAGCCGGAAUCGUCGAGUAAACGGAAUAUUGGACAGGCUGAAAUAGAGAGCUCGUUGUACAAGUAUGAUGGCACUUUUUCGGACCACUUGGAGAUGCUCGUUCAAAUGGGCUAUGUUGUGCUCUUUUCGGCCGCCUUUCCACUGGCUGGAGUUUGUGCUCUGAUCAAUAACCUGAUGGAGAUUCGUUCGGAUGCCUUCAAACUGGCCCAUGUUCAUCAGCGUCCAUUUGGGCAACGUGUGGCCAACAUCGGAACUUGGCAAAAUGCCCUGAGCAUCCUGUCGCUCGCCGCUGUUAUCGUGAAUUGCGCCUUGAUUGGGCUCUCUGGACAGGUGUCGAGGCUAUGGCCAGGUUUGACCACGGCACAGACAAUUAUUCUAAUUGUUACCCUGGAGCACAUAAUGUUGGGACUGCGGCAAGCACUUACCUGGCUUCUGCCGGAGUUGCCAUCGUGGUUGGCAGCGGAAAUCGCACGUGCCGAACAUUGCCGCCGGGAAAUGCAGUGCAAGGGCACCUCGCCGCGACCCACACCGCCCACUCCGCAGUCGACCACGUCGACGCAGCCGGAACAGGAGGGACCCGGCGGAUUGCAAAUGGAGAGCGGAGCGAAUACCACACGAGACCAGUCCAUGGAGAGCCAGGUGGCCGAGGAUAUACUUCUCUACGGACAGGAAUUCGCUGGCUACGGCCAUAACAUCGAGGCGGAUGUCAAUAUUUAUGAGAAUCGUGAUUCAUCACCGGAUUCGCCGCCCUCGCAGACCAGCACCAUACUGAUUAGACCGCUGCAUGAGUCAACGCCACCACAUGGUGGAGCCUCCCUGACCAGUCUGCAUCAGGACGGUAAUGGCGGAGCUUGUCAGAGUUGGGUUAAAAAAUCGCAAAUGUUUAUACCGGAAAUUCCACCAUACCUGGGCUAUUCAGUGCGAAAUUUAACAACUUUUGCUGGUAACAGUCGAAAAAUGCAACAACAUCAGAAGCUGCAGAGCGGAGCUUCCGCCAGCACGCUAGCGCUGAACUCGGCGGCAUAUGCAGCUCGCAUGCAAUCUAUGCAUAUUCAAGAAAUACCGCCAUUCCGAAAGAAAUCAACCGAUUCAGCCGAUCAUACAGGCAGCAGCGCCAGUAGCAGCCCCCAGCGAACCACAAUGCGGCAACUAUCGGCGCAGCGGGAGCCGCAGCAGCAGACGAUCCCUGAGAUACCACCGUACAAGACGCGCAAGAUAUCCGCGGAGAGUGCCAUGCAUCUGAAUAUGAGCGACAAGCUACACAUAAAACUUCAUGCACCAGAAUGGAUGUCACGUUUGAAAGUCAACGACAAUGCUAAUCUGCAUAGAAGCAUAGAUUGUAUUUCAAAGGAACUCGGAAAUAGCGCAGAUACAGCCGACAUUUUGAAGCCAGCUCCAUCAUGGUGCAAUGUGGCCAUGAGAUCGGGUGCACCUGGCAGCAAUUUGGCCACGCCACCAGCUUCACAGCACCAGCAGCAAAUAGUGGCCUCCUCGUCCUCGUCAUCCGGCGGCGGUGGCAGCGUCUUUAGCCCCAGUGGCCCUGGGCCGGCUGGAGCUUCAGGCGUUGGGAUCAGCAAUUCCCAGUCAAGACCUAGUGUCGGCGCAUUAUCAAACUCUUCAUCUGGUUCAUCCCAUAAACAGCAAUUGAAGCAGCAAGCCAAGGAGGAAAAGGAGCGGGCUAAGGAGGAGAAGGAGCGUGCUAAGGAGGAGAAGGAGCGUGUUAAGGAGAAGGAGAAGGAACGACUGAAGGAAAAGGAAAUCGAAAAGGCAAUGGAGAAAGAGAAAGAAAAGGAUGCACAGGGAGCAGCAGCAUCCACAUCAACGGCAGCGACUGAUGACGAGGCUAAGGCUGCCGAACUGGCCGCCAAGAAAUCUCGUCUCAAGCAGAAGCUGGUGAAGAGUGCGAGGUCAGUGGCCAUCUUCUCGCUGAAGCUCAAGGAGCGAAGACAACGCGAGGCGGAGAAGGCAGCCACCAUAGCAGUGGAGCAUGCUAAGGCUCUGGCCAAGUUGCCCAUGCCACAGCCAGUGGGCGGCGAGUUGUCUCUUAUACCCAUCGAACAACUAAUACAAAUUGAGGAUAUCAUACCUGCGAUGAAAGCUGCAAGCACUUCGGGUGCAACCACAUCGUCCAGUCAAGCCGGCCCAUCGACGUAUCAUCAACAGCAGCAUCAACAACAGCACUACCACCCACCUUCAAAUCCACAUCCGCACACGGAUAAUUAAGCUAAUAAAUAUCAAGAUUGAUGGCCACCCUUUCGCACACUUUGUAAAUAGUUUUCUAUGCACCCGCCCCCAUUAAGUCGAGAUUUUAUCAAAGUUACUGAUGAUAUAUGAGCAAAUUUGCUGAAUGUGUGUCUUGUCCAGAGUUGGAAGAAACUAAUUAACUAUAUAUAGUGGUUACCAUAUAGAAAAUUAAGUUACUCAAACAAUAGGUCGACAAGAUUCGAACUUUAUUUGGUCCAAAGCUAAACAAUACAGAAUUUGAAUGAAAUUUGCCUGUAGGUUAAUAAUAUUAAGUUACCGGCAAAUUUCAUUUAGAUUUUCUAACGUUUAGUCUUGGUCUGUUUUUUUUUUUGGUUUCGUUUUCCAGUGAAAACCGAGCAAUUUUUCCAAAACCAUUUCAUAUACAAAUUUAUCAAAGUUUUGUAUGAAUGGAGUUCAUUUGAAUACAAAACUAAAUAAUGUUUAUGGCAACUUAGACUUUCGGGUACAGUGCAAUAGAAGUGCAUACAUAGAAAUUGUAGUAUGCAAAGAAAACAAUACUUUUUAAGAGUUGUGAAACGAAUUUUGUGUUAGCGUUUUAGCUGUUAAUUCGUUUUCGUAGUCAUUGUUGCUUAGCGUUUAGUCGUAUAAAUCACUUUGUUACACACAAAAUGUUGAAAAUGUUAAAUUUGCAUUUAUGUUGCCAGUGAGCGGAUACUUAAUAAUUACGCAAUCGCUAACACUCUCACACGAUAAUCGAAAUCAGACAAAACAACGACACGCAUAACUGUGAGAUAAUAUCGUCCAUUGUUCCUUCCAUAUAAAGGAUAACGCCUUCGCACUCGCUUUUAGCUAUGGUACAACAGAUCAGAUGGAAACUAUUACUAAAUGCAGCUAGCUAUAAACGCUGAAAACUACAUAUUACUUGCUGCAUUGUUUUUUUCUCGUUUUUCUAUGUGUGGUCCUAGCUUGAUCGAAGAGAAAACGAAAAAAAAAAAAUUGCACACUUUAUCAACAGUCUAGUCAAAGGAUCUACACUUUAACAUAGAUGCACCCAAACACAACGGCUAUUUGUAAAUAUAUUGUAGGGACUAAGUGUAAUUUAAAUGAGGUAUACAAAUUAUAUUAAUGUAAUAAUUAAACGUGCUCUUGUGUUGAACAAAAAUUUCAAGUAAAGCCAUUCAAUAAAGAAAUUGUAUUUGACUGG
Drosophila melanogaster (fruit fly) is the source of this 6072-nucleotide messenger RNA. It is a transcript of the gene wwk, whose product is annotated as white walker. The record is from RefSeq and is marked reviewed. Gene Ontology annotation, biological process: chloride transmembrane transport. The transcript is spliced from 17 exons. The coding region runs from base 870 to 4886 and encodes 1338 amino acids. NCBI's taxonomy places the organism in Eukaryota, Metazoa, Arthropoda, Insecta, Diptera, Drosophilidae. Gene Ontology annotation, cellular component: membrane.